Messenger RNA from Fusarium sp. VM40, 1824 nucleotides. NCBI's taxonomy places the organism in Eukaryota, Fungi, Ascomycota, Sordariomycetes, Hypocreales, Nectriaceae. The record is from the annotation of a GenBank genome assembly.
AUGCACUUCUCACUCUCCUCUGCUGUCUUCCUCCCUUUACUACUUCACUCUCUUAUUUCUUCCGUAUCGGCAACUUACUGGAAUACGACAAAGCAUUUUGACCUGACCAUAACAUGGGAUAACUACGCCCCAGAUGGCUUCUCGCGGAAGAUGCUGCUCGUGAACGGCCAGUCGCCUGGUCCUGUGCUUGAGAUCGAUCAGGACGAUAAGGUUGUAGUUAAGGUGCAUAAUCAGUCGCCCGAGGACAUCACCGUUCACUAUCACGGCCUCGAAAUGAAAGGCACGCCUUGGUCUGAUGGUGUCCCCGGGGUGACGCAACAUCCUAUCAAACCAGGAUGCAGCUUCACUUACAAGUUCACCGCCACACAAUACGGCAGCUUCUGGUACCACUCUCACUUCCGCGGCCAGAUAGAAGACGGAUUAUACGGAGCCAUCAUCAUCCACCCUCGACCAUACGAGCCGAAUCCUUUCCACUUGAUCGCCGACGAUGAGGAGACUUUGCACGCAAUUACAAAAGCUGUGAAACACGUCAAGCCUAUUGUGGUUUCUGACUUCGUGCAUCUUACCUCGAAUGACAAGUGGGAUAUGACGGUGGCGGCUGGGAUUGAAGAUUCGUGCUAUGAUUCUAUCCUCAUCAACGGCAAGGGGAGAGUAGAGUGUCUGCCCCAGGAUGUUAUCGAUGCCAAUUUGAAUGAGAUUCAGAAGAGUUACCUGUCACUUGUGCCUGGGAGUUCUGGGUUCUCAGACAAGGGAUGUCUCCCUGCUUCUAUUCUCAAUGCUCUCGCCGGCGGACUAGGAAAUGAGGAUGCUCUUCUCCCAGGAACCUUCUCCGGCUGCACGCCCACAGAAGGACAGCUCGAGGUCAUCAAAGUCUGCAACGAGGGCUAUGCUACUUCUACAUGGGUCGCUUUCGAUGUCGUAGCCGCCGUCAACUUCGUCAAUGGAGCUUUCUCCAUCGACGGGCACGAUCUGUGGGUGUAUGCCAUGGACGGAGCUUACAUCACGCCUCAGAAAGUCCAGGCCAUCAACCUCGCCAAUGGAGAUAGAUACUCCAUCGUUGUCAAGAUCGAGAAGUCAGGCGAUUUUAAGAUUCGCUACAAUUCGAAUAGUGCGCCGCAGAUCAUCACAGGCCAUGCGAUUCUCUCCGUGGAGGGCUAUGGGUAUGCUCAAGAGGCUGAACCUUGGAUCAACCUCGUUGGACUUCCUGUGUCGAAGGAAGUUAUCUUCUUCAACCAGAUGGUUGCAUUUCCCUACCCGCCUGUGGCGAUAUCGCCUACUGCGGAUGUCACUUUUAAUCUGAGCAUGGCCAUCAAGGGAGCUUCGUAUCUCUGGGCACUGAACGAGACCGGCCUCAUGCCAAAGGAGCUCGACGACCGAAAGCCGACGCUGUUCAACCCGCAGCCGUACAUCAACAACAACGUCACCAUCUCGACCAAACUUGGCCAAUGGGUUGAUCUUGUCUUCGUCGCGGCGUUGUUCCCCCAGCCGCCUCACCCCAUCCACAAGCACGGCUCUAAGAUGUACAUGCUCGGUACAGGAACCGGUCUGUUUAGAUGGAACUCCGUCGAAGAGGCUGUCAAAGAGAUCCCUGAUCAGUUCAAUCUUGUCAAUCCGCCUCGUCGCGACGCGUUCCUCUCGGCGCCGGCGGAUAAGGAGCCUAGUUGGGUGGUUGUUCGAUAUCAUGCUGCCGAUGCUGGGCCGUGGUUGCUUCAUUGUCAUAUCAACAACCAUAUGGUGGGUGGUAUGAUGAUGGUUAUUCAGGAUGGUGUCGAUGCUUGGCCUGAAGUGCCUGAGGAGUACGCUGAGGGUGGUGAUGGGGAAUAA